AUGCCUCCUCUGUCGGCAUACACUUCGUUUGAAUCCCUCCUGUUUUUUCAGUCUCUAGCGACUUCCGAUUCCCGACCAACAAGCUUCGGCUCAAUCUCAACCCUUUUGCGCAACAACCAGCUCGUGCGCGAGAAUGCCGAUUUCGAUGCCGAUCGCCUGACCCCGGAGGCGCUGGAAGAUCUCUAUGCGACAUUGAUGCGCGAUGGAUUCAGUCGUGAUAGUGCGCUCUCGGCCAACGGACGACCCGCAGAUACCUCUAGUCCGCCCAAUCCAAAGAAACGCAAGAUCUCCAGUCCGCGACCAGAUGGAUUGACCGGCGGAUUCACCCAUGCCACGCUCGUCCCAGAGCUAGUGACACACCUUUACGCCAAAUACAGAGAUCUAGUCACUAGGGAAAUUAGGGAUGAUGAGAAAAAGUACACAGAAAUUAGGGCUGAGCUGGAACGGCUGCAGCAGGAGGGCGACAAACCAGUCGCUGCCGCAGCUACAGCAUUGACACCGGUGAAGCCGGUGCCUAUCGAAGGGAAGGAUGAUGUUAUGAAGGAAGAGGUGCCACACCCACAUGUACAAGAUCAGACAGCUCAACCUGUUCCGACGACCAUCCCGCUCGCCCAGGACAAGGCAAAGCCCGAACCACAGCACAUCGCGAUAAAUGUGCCCCCUACGACAAACGAGCCUCCUAAAACACACCCCGUCCCUCCUGUGACCCAACUUCAAGCUCCACUUCCCCAAGUGCAAACCCCGACACCCAAACCGCAAGACAUAGCUGGGCAUGCACCUCAACCGCAGCCGAUCACCACCCAUCCCGUACCAAAACCGUCCAUCCAACCUACACUUGCUCCAUCUACUCAAAAAGCCCCUCCAACCACACCGGCCGGGCCACGAGUAACACCGGCACAUCCGUCGCAAAUCGCACCUCGUGCCAAUCCCGCCCCACCUGCGCCAAUUGCUACGGGUAAGGCUGGCCCGUUGGCACCGGCGUCCCAGCGAACCCCCGCUCAGCCGAGCUUCCAGCAGUGGCAGCUGGAUCCUUCUCCUCACUCACCAUACCCGAUCGCCUCCCCAGGUGCUGCUACACCUCAAGCGGCCCAGGGUACUACCAAGCGACCUGUACCACCACUUCCCACCAACCCGCCUUUGGCCGGGUCACAAGCCCAGACUCCUCUCCAACCUCCUGGUCCACAAACACCCAGCGCCGUCCCGUCUGCAGUCCACACACCUGUUCCGAUCGGCCGCCCGCGUAUUUCUCAAACGCCGAGUGCCACAUUCCCUUCAUUCUCCGAAUCGCGCGCCUCCCAUCCACGCCUGUCAAUCGACACGCAAGGCUCUUCCACACCGUGGAAGAGAACUCCUCGCCCGAGGGUUUCGCGCUCUCCAAGCUCACCGCCACGGCCACGGCCGGAGGACGUCAGUCCCAUCAGUGAACGCGACCAAUCACCCGUUGAUGCGAUGGAGAUGUCACCUCCCCCAAAGAUCAACCUAGGCCAACGAGCUCCAUCUACAGAAGACAGGAAACCACGACGUGGCCAGCCUGACACCAAAUCCGCCCCCCGUCAUAAAGACCGAGAAAUUAGCUUCAAUUCGGAGGACGCGUGCCACAAUCAACGUGAAUCACGAGCAUCGGGCCGCCGAAAGGGUGCAGCUGCUACCGCCGACGAAGGGACGCCUAAACCGCGGACAAAGCGUAAACGCGGCGCAAGUGAAGCAGUGGAACUGGAACCUCACCCUGCGGAUAUCCCCAGAUUCGACACCACCCAGUAUGUCAUGGCCACGCGCAACUUCCACCGGACUGCGGCACCGAUCAUGAACGAUGUAGCCACGCACAAGCUCGCCUCCAUCUUUGCCAAGCCAAUUAGCGAGCGCGACGCCCCCGGCUACCAUGAUCUCAUCUAUCGGCCAUCUGACCUCAAGUCAAUCAAAUCGGCCAUCCACCAGGGAAGCAAAGCUGUCGCAACCGCAGGAGAAUCAGCAAGCACCCCGGCUGGGGAUGGAGAGUCUCCUGUUCCUGGUGGCACGCCGUCAAAAAGCGGCGUGCUCAUGUUGCAGAAGAAUGAGGAUUUCAUACCACCCAAGGGAGUUGUGAACUCUGCACAACUGGAGAAAGAGUUGAUUCGCAUGUUCGCCAACGCUAUCAUGUUCAACCCAAUUCCUCAGCGAGGAUUCGGACCCGCCUUCCCCAUGUCCAGUGACCGUGGUUCGCGCGAGAGUACCCAACUGGGCGAUUCCGACGAGGGUGGUAUCAUCCAGGACUCGUUGGAGAUGUUUGAGGAUGUUCAGCAGGCCGUUACUCGAUGGCGGGCUGCUGAACGCACUGCUGAUGAAUUGGCUAAUAAGAAUGUCCUCUCCCUUCGGCGUGGAAGUGCCAGUGAUUUCAACACUGAUAGUACUGAUGAUGUGAAGGGGUGA
Messenger RNA from Penicillium crustosum, 2406 nucleotides. RefSeq lists its product as uncharacterized. NCBI's taxonomy places the organism in Eukaryota, Fungi, Ascomycota, Eurotiomycetes, Eurotiales, Aspergillaceae. Gene Ontology annotation, molecular function: protein binding. Bases 1 to 2406 code for a protein of 801 amino acids. The record is from RefSeq and is a predicted model, not a curated record. The transcript has 2 exons. Gene Ontology annotation, cellular component: NuA4 histone acetyltransferase complex.